Molecule: messenger RNA, 2489 nt
Organism: Parus major (Great Tit)
Lineage: Eukaryota; Metazoa; Chordata; Aves; Passeriformes; Paridae
Product: solute carrier family 25 member 33-like
Exons: 7
Coding region: 69-1016 (315 amino acids)
Biological process (GO): pyrimidine nucleotide import into mitochondrion
Cellular component (GO): mitochondrion
Molecular function (GO): pyrimidine nucleotide transmembrane transporter activity
Source: RefSeq, a predicted model, not a curated record
CCCUCACGGCGCCCCGCCCGCCCCUUCCGCCGCUCCUGCGGGCGGGCCGGGGCCGCAGCGCCGGGGCCAUGUCGCAGCACAGCACCCUGCUCCACCUGCUCGCCGGAGGAUGUGGUGGCACAGCUGGAGCCAUCCUGACCUGUCCCCUGGAAGUGGUGAAGACGCGUCUGCAGUCGUCCCAGCUGUCACUGCGGCCUCUGUACCUCCCAGAGAUACAGCUGCCAGGGAUGAGUGUGAGGCUGAUGAAUCCCACCCCACCGUCUCCUGGAGUGCUCAAGUUGCUGAGGGCCAUCCUUGAGAAGGAAGGCAAACGGUCCCUGUUCCGAGGUCUGGGUCCAAACCUCGUUGGGGUUGCUCCUUCCCGGGCUAUAUAUUUUGCUGCGUAUUCUGCUACUAAGGAGAGGCUUAAUACUGUCCUGGUACCAGAGUCCAAGAAAGUACACAUACUAGCAGCAGCCUGUGCAGGCAUUAGUUCAGCCACACUCACCAAUCCCAUCUGGUUAGUGAAAACCAGGAUGCAGCUGGAAGCCAGGGUGAAGGGGGAGAUGGCCAGCAAUGCUCUCCAGUGUGCCAUGCACGUGUACCGCACUGAAGGCCUGCGUGGAUUUUACCGUGGGAUCACUGCCUCCUAUGCGGGAGUGUCAGAGACAAUCAUACACUUUGUCAUCUAUGAAGCACUGAAAAAGGAGCUGAGAAACAGCCAGCAUUCCCCUUCCCCAUCACUCACUGUUCCACCAAACAAUGAUGAUUUCUUCGGACUAAUGGGCGCUGCUGCUGUCUCCAAAACAUGUGCUACGUGCCUUGCAUAUCCACACGAGGUCAUUCGGACACGGUUGCGAGAGGAAGGGUCACGGUACCGUUCCUUUACACAGACUCUGCAGCUCGUGGCCCGUGAAGAGGGACCCUUGGCGUUAUACCGGGGGCUCCUGGCGCACCUGAUCCGCCAGAUCCCAAACGCAGCCAUCAUGAUGGCGACCUAUGAACUCAUCAUACAUUUGGCCUCUUCCACCUUGUAAGCUGUAGCACUUGGCUGAGGCUGCUGUGGAGAUGUAGGGACAUCAUGGUCCUGAGACCUGGUCUUUUGCAGUGCUCUGAGAGGUGGUGCUUUUUGUCACGGGUCAGAUCUGGGUCGGGCAUUCUCAGGACACAACGACUACUUUGUGCCAAGUUUUUUGCUCCAACGUGCACAGUGUAGCUUUUUUUUUCCUUCUGGAGACUUGAAUUAUUCCAGUGCUUCAAGAUGUCAGGACACUGGUUUGACAUGCCUGUUGUAAACUCCCUUGAUGAAACAAAGGCAUGGAACUUACUGGGAAGUAGACAAAGCAGAAGAGUGUAAGAGUUUCUUAGCCCCAGCAUGUUCACUUAUUUUGGACCCAGUAGCAACCUUACGUGGGCACAGUUAGGCAUGAAGACAGGCUAGAGCUGAAACACCUGAGAGAACUGCAGCAAGAAGAGAUCUUGUGUUGCAACCUUUGCCCUCAGAAGGGCUCUUCCACUCUCACCUACUGUUCUUGCCACUAAGGAGGAUUUCUCAACCUUGGCUGCCAACAAAUUGCAGAAUUUUCCUUUGGGUCCUUCACAUGUUACAGCCGUUGCCCCAACAUGUGUGAGGCAGCUGACAGCCCCUUUUUGUCUUGCAGGGUCUGAAAAACCAGACCAAGUAGAUCCAGGGAAGCAGCACAACCUGCUCUGAAGCACUAUCCUAACAACUCAUGCUACUGCUGGGCUCAGAGCCAUGCUGUGCUAGUAUUUGUUGUGUUUCCACCCCCUCCAUGCUCAGCAGAAAGAGGAAAAUGCCUCCUUCCUCUAGAAGUGCUAGAGCUGUUCUACAAGCUGAAGCCCCUGGUAUAAAAAAUACUCUAUCAUACUGAUAAAGAAAGCAGAUCAAGUGAGAAGAUAGAUGAAGCUAAGGAGAUUUGGCCUGUUUCUGUUGAUACACUAAGUGUAUGGAAAGAGCCUUAUUUAUUUUAUUUUCCUGUGUUCAAGAUUUCAGUUUGCUGCAUGUGCUACAUUUGCCUGUGACAGGCUUGAGUGCUUUCUGUUCCUCUGUGUGUCCCUAGCACCGAGUCCUGGGGAAGGCUACAUUUUGUUUAGAGAGUAUUUUAACUCUCAAAAAGGCAGGGAGUAGAGUGGUGAGAAAUGUGUUUUUCUUGUUUCAUCACAUAUGCUAAAAAAUGUAACCCUUCCCCAAGAUAGGGGUAGUAAUUUCAGUAAAUACAUGCUCUGGACAAACUCCAGUUUCACAUUAGAGGCUACACUAUUUCUUUCCCUGGUUGUAGUGAAAAACUGCAGAAGUCCUGAAUGUUUUAUUUGAAAUCCAUUUAUUUUAAAAUCCACUUUGUUUCCUCAUCUUUCUUACCUUCAUUCAUUUAGUAUUAGGAGUAUUGACAAUUUUACAAAGCGACACAAAGCUGCAGUGGUUUGUUGGUUGUUUGUUUUUUUUUUUGUUGUUUUUUUUGCAUGAAACGAGAAUAAACCUCAAAUGACAA